AUGAGACACGGUCUCCGCCACUCCUCCCCGCUCUGGAGUUCAAGUCGCGAUUGUCCCAACCUCAAGUGUAUCACCCAACCUCCUCUUACUCCGCCUCCUCUGGAUACUGGAACUGAGAAAUCUGACUACUGCCGUCCAAGGCCUCCACGCUUCUCUUGCUUGCUUGGAGUCACAUAUAAGUGCAUUCACACUUGUCCAGAAUCAGAAAGGCAGCGCAGUUAUAGCUGUGGGAAUAUUAAGAGUUGUGUUCGUUCAUUCCCGCCACUGCACUGUAGCUUUGUCUCGAUGUCCGUGCUCCUCUUCCGCGGCUUAGCAUUGACCGCGGAAGUGGGGCCGAGGCGUCGUGAGGGCUGGAAGGGGUCGCCAUGGGCCCGCCCUCCUCCAUCGUGGCGGAGAUUGACACGACGCCCUUCAAAUCAGCGGACGACUCUUCCAAUGGCACUAAGGGCUUCAAGUACUCCUACGCCGUGUAUCCGAAGUAUCUGCCGCCCCCGGAUACCGCCCCAUGUGUCCACGCCCAGGGGCCACGUCGGGGAAGUGGAGUAUGGCAUCGAGGAGGGUGGUAGUAGUGGCCUGCUCGAGUUCCGCGUGGCCACGACGGUCUCCUGGGACGCUGCUGUAUCCCGCUGGAGUGACGCGCCACCCUGGAGCACCGCCUCGUCCUGGAACCAGAGUCUUGGGGAACCGAACCACAACGUGACGCUGUACGAAGAAGGCGAGGAAGGCUCCGGAUGGUGGGCUGACGGGGCGGGGCAUGAGGCGGACGAGUGGAGUCCGGGACUGCUGGCCAUCACGGGACUCGCCCUCUACACGCUGGCUCUUUGUACCGCCGUCGGGAACGCUCUUGUGAUCCACGCCAUCAGGACGGAAAAAAAGACUGCAGACGGUGGUCAUCCACUCUUUCAGGUCUCCAAUUUGUUCAUCAUGAGUCUGGCCGCCGCAGACCUCACCGUGGGAGUCAUCGUAAUGCCCAUAAGCGCCGCCUACGCCAUGAUGGGUGAGUGGCGCCUGGGCCUGGCGGUGUGUCAGUUCUGGCUGGCCGCAGACUACACGGCCUCCACCGCCUCCAUCUUUAACCUGGUGAUCCUGUCCCUGGACCGCUACUGGUCCAUCACGGCGCCGCUGCGAUACUUGCGGCGACGGACGCGGCGGCGAGCCUGGGUCAUGAUCGGCGCCUCGUGGGACCGCGGCGACAGCCGCUGGUGCCCGGUGCUGGCGUGGCACCACCUGGCCCUCGGCGGCGUGAGGCACCACCCACCACACGUAUGCGAGACUGAGUUUUCCAACAGUGCCGCCUUCAAGGCCGUGACCGCAGCGCUCAACUUCUACCUGCCCACGGCGCUCAUGCUGUACCUGUACUGCCGCAUCUUCCGCGAGGUGCAGACCCGCCAGGCACUGGGCCGCGUCCCCUUCACCAGCCACGAUAUUCCCACGGACUCCUGCAGCGAAGCAGAGCGAGGAGGGUCACGUCCCCCCACCUUCUGCCCAAUAACCGCCUGGGACCGCACCAGAAUCACAUACAUUGCUACCAAAGCAGCACGCGGCCCCACUCCACCUGGGACCCCUCUGCUUCCUCGCUGCAGCGGCCGCGGGACCAGAAGUGGAACAGCAGCUGGCGCCUUGGCAGCCUCGACAAUAGCGGCCAGCACUCCAGCGCCCACGCCUCCAGCAGCUCCUCCAACGGCACCAGGAAGAAAGCGUGCCGCCGGUGGUGGCAGCGGCGGGGCGGGGCGGCGCGUGGAGAGCAGCGUCAACCUGGUGAAGGAACGGAAGGCGGCGCGGCAGCUGGGGGUGAUUGUUGGGGCGUUCAUGGCCUGCUGGGUGCCCUACUUCACCCUCUUCCUCAUCAUGGCGAUGUGCGAGACCUGCGUGCCCGCGCACGUGUACACCGCCACCAUCUGGCUCGGCUACCUCAACUCGGCGCUCAACCCGGUGCUCUACCCUCUCUGUAACCACAACUUCCGCCGCGCCUUUGCCAGGAUGCUGCGCCUGCCCGCCCGCAAGACCUCCACACAGCCCAAUGCCCACAGACUGCCCACCAUCGCUGCCCGACACUGACCCCGACGACAACCGACAGUGACACACACACACACACACACACACACACACACACACACACACACACACACACACACACACACACACACACACACACACACACACACACACACACACACACACACACGCACACAC
Scylla paramamosain (green mud crab) is the source of this 2193-nucleotide messenger RNA. RefSeq names its product histamine H1 receptor-like. Gene Ontology annotation, biological process: G protein-coupled receptor signaling pathway, coupled to cyclic nucleotide second messenger; chemical synaptic transmission. Gene Ontology annotation, molecular function: G protein-coupled acetylcholine receptor activity; G protein-coupled serotonin receptor activity. The record is from RefSeq and is a predicted model, not a curated record. Lineage: Eukaryota; Metazoa; Arthropoda; Malacostraca; Decapoda; Portunidae. Gene Ontology annotation, cellular component: dendrite; plasma membrane.